Molecule: messenger RNA, 5573 nt
Organism: Etheostoma cragini (Arkansas darter)
Lineage: Eukaryota; Metazoa; Chordata; Actinopteri; Perciformes; Percidae
Product: probable G-protein coupled receptor 21
Exons: 1
Coding region: 366-1412 (348 amino acids)
Biological process (GO): G protein-coupled receptor signaling pathway
Cellular component (GO): membrane
Molecular function (GO): G protein-coupled receptor activity
Source: RefSeq, a predicted model, not a curated record
AUGAUAAACAGCUGCGAGAGGAGGACGGUUUGCACUGCAGCAUCACACUGGCAUCUUUGGUUCUGCAUUGGAAAUUUGCUUCUCGGGAAUGCACAAAAGCACAUAUUUCACACUCGGCUGCUGCAGAGUUUGGAUUGCACACACCGAUGGAUUACCGCUUCUUUAAGAACUGGCUCCCUGCCCACUGAGGGAGAAUAGAUGCUGAUUUAGGAAGGGAAAAAGCACUUUGUUUUUGGAGCAGAAGACUGAACGGGCAACUUUCAGGAUCCGAAAAGAGACUUGGAUGACAGGUUAAUGGCUGCGUUGAGCUGAAACCGACCCCCCCCCCCCUCCCCCUCCUGCUCCCUUCUCCCUUCAGUCCAAACAUGAACUCUUCCUCCAAUGCAAACCAAAGUGGCUCUCCCCCAUUCUGCCUGCUGGGCGCCGUGGGUUACUCCCGCAGUCUGGAUACCUGCAUGCUGGAGGUGGUCGUCAUUCUCUUCCUCACCGUGCUAAUCAUCGCAGGCAACCUGGUGGUGAUCUUUGUCUUCCACUGCGCCCCGCUGCUGCACCACCACACCACCAGCCACUUCAUCCAGACUAUGGCCUACGCCGACCUGCUAGUGGGCGUCAGCUGCCUGGUGCCCUCGCUGUCCCUCCUCCACUACCUCCGGGGCCUGAACGAGGAGCUCACCUGCAAGGCGUUCGGCUAUAUGGUUUCCGUGCUGAAGAGCGUCUCCAUGGCCUCGCUGGCGUGCAUCAGCGUGGACCGUUACAUCGCAAUCACCCGCCCGCUGUCGUACGCCACGUUGGUGACACCAUGCCGGCUGAGGGCGUGCAUCGUCCUCAUCUGGGUUUACUCCGCUCUGAUCUUCCUGCCGUCCUUCUUUGGCUGGGGGAAGCCGGGUUACCACGGGGACAUAUUUCAGUGGUGCGCUGACUCUUGGAAGACCAACCCUGGGUUCAGCACCUUCAUCUUGUUGCUGCUCUACGCACCAGCAGCGCUCACCGUCUGCUUCACUUACGGAAGUAUAUUCCGUAUCUGCCGGCAGCACACGCGGGAGAUCACCCAGCGCCACGCUCGCUUCAGCUCGCAGACGGGGGGCGAUAAAGGCGAGCGGGGAGAGCGCUGUGAGGGCUGCCCGGACAAACGUUACGCCAUGGUGCUGUUCCGCAUCACUAGUGUCUUCUACGUGCUGUGGAUGCCGUACAUCCUCUACUUCCUCCUGGAGAGCGCUGGGCUGUAUCAUCACAAGGUGGCAUCCUUCCUCACAACAUGGUUGGCGAUAAGCAACAGCUUUUGUAACUGUCUCAUCUACAGCCUCUCCAACAGCGUCUUCCGGAAAGAUCUCGGCCGCCUCUUCAGCCCGUUGUUACCCUCCUGCCUUGGCUGCACGGACACCAAAAAGGCUCCAGCCCCCAUCAGCCCGUGAUCAGACCCUUGAUGGAUAUGGGCAGUAUGAGCCCUGACGACAAUGAAUUCGAUUGGGUUUCUUUGGAGUCAUCGGCCUUCUUUGUGUUUGCUUUGCACUCAGCUGCAUAGCAUGACACAGGUCUUUUUGGUCCUGCAUUAAGAUGUGGUGAGGACCCCCUGCACAGCACGGAUGUAGAGGUGCUCGUGCAGAUGCCUGUCGGUCGUCUCCAAGGCAGAUGUUUGUGGAUGCUGUGAAGCUUUCUCAAAUGCUCUUGAGUGGGAUGCUGCUCUUUCAUGGCUGCAAAGAUCACAAGCUGACAACACAGAGUAAAGAGGUUUGAUACUGAUAAAGAAAGUGGACUGUAUGAAUAGGAUUUAUAUGUGCACCACUUCAAUGGAUUUAAUAAAUCAUCUUGCCUGCAAUGACUUAACAACUUCCAGAAGCAAAAAAAAAAUAGGACAGCACAAAGCGACUUGUCUCGUGCAAUCCACUGAAAUGCAAAAAAAAACAUUUAUAAUCAUUUCAAGGCUGACUGAACAAUCUGCAAAUUGUCUUGGUUCUUUCAGGGUAGAAUCAGGCGAUGCAAAAAAUGUUGGACGCUACACUUGAAACAGACUACUGAUCUGUUUCCCUUAGGGCACUCCAGACGAUUUUAUGAGUGUAUGAAAAGUCAAUCUGAUAAUCAGCCUGUGUGUGAGUUAAUGAUGUGUAUCAGAUGGACUUUAAGCUCAUUUCCCAGAGAGAAGAUUGAGGUUUAUUUCAGAGAUUGUGUGUGUUUUAUUCCUCUCUUUUGAAGCUAGGUGUUAGAGGGAAGCUUCAAGUAUGUUUACACGGUCUUGGGUUUCAUAUGAAAUUGUUGAUUUAAGAAUAAGCUUUACUUACUAGAAGGCCACUGACCGGGGCCAUUUUGCUGCCGGCAGACAGUGGCAUGUCCUCAUCAAAGAGACAAUACAUGGUAUUUAUUUACAGGGUUGCAUUCUCUGUUUGCAUUUCCUCCUCAGGUUCAUCAGUGGUUCUUUGUUAAGCCUCUGGGCUGUUUGCCUUUUGAUCUCAGCUGAAACAGUACAUGAUUCCUAAAUCACAAGCCACGUAGCGUCGUAAGAUAAUCACAUCCUGACCUGUCGGGUGGUAGUGAAUCUGCUUUCUCCCGGGAUGCACAUGAACCCCAUGCAAGGACUAACUUGACUGCAGUAUUUACUGCUUGUGUCUCUUGAGCCCUCGAGCAGCUGAUAGCUGUUCAGAUCCGGGUGAAGUGGAAGAGAAGCGUUAUCGCCGUGCAUCACAAGCCCGAUUUCAGAGUGUAAGAGGGUCAAAGCACCUUUUCAGAGAGCCAGUGGCCACUUGUGGCUUCAUGUAAAUACACUUCAGAGUUUAAAUAGCGGCUAACUGGGCCCCUAAUGGAAAGUAGACCUCUAGGAUAACAAAUGAUCUUGUGGACGGAGUGCUGUUGUGUAUGUCAUAAGAUACUUUAUUUGUCACAGCCCAAAGGUCUGACAUGCUACACUCUGAAUAUGUUUUUUGUUACAGUGUUGAGAAGAAGAAGUGAUUCUUUAUUAACUGCAGAGAGAUUUAAGAAGAGGAGUUUGGAAGGAGAGUUUGAAAGUCACAAUGAAAUGGUAUUUCUGAGAGCGUCUUGCUCUUGAAUUUGACAUAUUGGUAGUGGUUGAAAAAGAAGAGGAAACCAAGAGGAAUGUUUAGAAAAACAACAACACAAUGGCCAAAAGUAUAUGGAUGGCCGAUCACAAACCUUUGUGUAGCCGACUUUAUCUGGGGCUGUUCUCAAGGUUUUGGGCUCCUGAGAUCCAAUAGGGUGACAUUUGUAAGCGACACUAUAUACGCAAGUAUUUUCAAAGGCAAAACCAAGCCUUGAAUCAAAGUCAGAUUUUCUUUCUUUGUUUUUUUUUAAUAAAUGAAUAUUUUUCAGAGAAGAAAGCAUGUUAAAUUUUCAGUAAACUAUAAAACUGAACUGAAAACCAAACCUCACUUUGCAACACUCUGGUGUUGUAAUUUGCUGUGUAUUUUAGUUAUUUAUUGGUUAAUUUCACAGGGAAAGUUUACAUUAUUAAACCUUGUUGCCAAUGAGCUGGAUAAAAGAACCUGCUGUUAAUUUUAGUGCAAGAGAAACUGUCAACUAAACAUAAGAACUGUAUUAAGUUAGGGUUAGUCUUAACUUGAGUCACAUUUUUCCUCAAAUAUUAAGUGUAAAAGACAUUUUUUGAUGAGAUUAUUGCAUAUUUCGAGAACGAUAUUUAUCACCGUGUAGCAUGUUUUCUAGUAAUUAAUAAAUAAAUACAUGAAUAAAUAGUCUAUAUGAAAUAGCCACAUGGUAAAGCCUAUUUUUUGUAUACUCCUGCGAGGAUCAGUACUUAAAGCAUUGUCAAAAUGACGUAAAUAUUGCCAUAAUGCAGUUUGUCUGCUGGUUUUUCCACAUCACGAUCAAAACUUUGAUUUUGACUUUGAAGACGAUUUUUCUUUGAUAAGUAAAAAACAAAAAGAAAAAAAACAACAACAACAAAUCCCUCAAAACAUAGUAAAUGCAGUUUAGUCGUAUGGGAACGUAACUUUUAAGAGGACAGGGCUGAAGAUUUUCCCAAGUCAGAGUGCAGAUUGGAGGUGAUAAUGAAUUUAAGGGUAAAAAGAAAUAAAAUAAAGGAAGUACAUCUCAUCUGUCACAGUUUCCCGGCUGGCCUGAAUAUGGUAAACCGUUGAGCUUUCCUGUAGGGCACCCACAAACUAGUGAUAGAACGAUUAUUGGCCCGUUUGCGUUUAAUUUGCCUGACAACCGAUAUAAAAUUUAUUCAUUAGGAAAGUGUGCUACUUUGGCUCUGCUACAGCUCUGUGGCCGUCCCUCUGCUUUGGUUUCACUCACCACUGAGUCAGACUCAAUGUCCCGCCCACACCUGACUCUCUCUUACUGCGUAUUAUGUUGAAAGUUUCUAAUUUAUUUAAUAAUUGCUUAAAGCAUUUAAACAAAGUUUUAUGUUGGAGUUUGUAACAUUCCAAUCUUCAUUUGGACUUACAUAUUUUCAUUAUCACUGUAAAUGUGUCGGUUUCAAUAAUCAAUAAUCGAUAUCAGCCUUAAAAAACUGGUAUUUGUCAAUCACUACCCCAAACAAUUGGUCAUAAACUGUAUUAAAGUUAGCAUUUUGAUAUAAAAUUAUGAAAGCUUAGAAAAAACAACAUUUAUUGUUAUACGAGUGUAUUUUCACAAGAGGAAUAAUUUUUUUUUUGAACGAUGGAAAAGAUAAAAGUCAUCUUUCAUUUCAUUGUGACUUUAAAAGCAGCUGUUACCGUAAGGGGUUGAGUCAUUUUACAUUUCCCCUGUAGAGACGUCCCAUUUCACCACAGGGCUUUAGGGUUUAGAGUAAAGAUCGGGUUCAGAGUUUGGAGGUCUUAGGACUGAUCUGGUGCAAUAGACACACCAGCUGCUGUCAGGGAGCCCAAACCUCCCACCGACCCUGCUGCCCCGCACUUUCUAGAAAUAUUUUCUAUGUAAAGUAUGUUAUGUAUCUGCUAUGAACAUGUGAUUUCCAGCAAAUUGUCGACAUGUUUGAUCCACGCUUGAUUCUUUGUGAAACACGCCCCACCGACAGAUUUCCCUGCAUGACUCUGUUUCAGUCUGGAUCAAUGUUUCUGUCUCAUGAUGCUACUGAGAGCAAUUUACUGACUGUACUCCUUGUCUAAGCAUCCUAACUACUGUUGUGUAACCCAGAUGGCUUAUCAUAUUUUCUCAUUGAGGGCAACCAGUUCUUGUUCAUGUCAGAACACCCUCUGGCCUGCCUGUGAUCUUCUCCAGUUACUGCUAAUGGGACAGAAUGACGCAAAUCUACAAAAAGCUUAAAACAACAAAAACACAUUGUACAAUCAGGGUCUAAAGAGCUCUUAUUAAAGGUCCUAUUCAACAUACAAUUGACAUUAAACAAAACAGAUUUGCGUAAUUUUUCCUUGACAGCAGUGCAAUGCUGCUUACUUGUGGGAGUCAGUGCAAUACAGCUUGCUGGUGUUCCCUCCAACCACUACGAGUCAAUAAUAGUAGAAAGAAAAAUCUUAUUGAAAGGGAUUUUAUUAUCUUAACUGUGGAUGAGCCGUUUGCUAUUCAGCAUGUGAUCUGAACAAGUUGUUUGCAGAUUAUUGUAAAUGGGGAGAUGUUAUCGACUGAUUAAAGUGAGAUGUUCUGAU